Molecule: messenger RNA, 2283 nt
Organism: Dichotomopilus funicola
Lineage: Eukaryota; Fungi; Ascomycota; Sordariomycetes; Sordariales; Chaetomiaceae
Product: carbamoyl-phosphate synthase L chain, ATP binding domain-containing protein
Exons: 3
Coding region: 1-2283 (760 amino acids)
Cellular component (GO): mitochondrion
Molecular function (GO): metal ion binding; ATP binding; methylcrotonoyl-CoA carboxylase activity
Source: RefSeq, a predicted model, not a curated record
AUGCGCUCUCUCAAACGAACAUCGCGGCGACUCCGCACCCCUCUCCUCUUCGCUGCCUCCAGCGCUCCCUCCUCUUCCGCAUCUUCUCCCUCCGCCGCUCUCCUCCAGCGUCAAUCAUGUCGGUCAAUAACCACCCAACCCACCGUAGAACCCAUCAAAAGCCUCCUCAUCGCCAACCGCGGCGAGAUCGCCCUGCGCAUCGCCCGCACCGCCGCCGACAUGGGUAUCCGCACGACGACGCUCUACACCGACGUCGAUGCGGCCUCGCAGCACGCGCGGUGUUCCCCGCGCGCCAUCGCUCUCGGCCCGGCGUCCUCUGCCUACCUGGACGGUCCCCGCAUCGUCCAGCUGGCCCAGCAGCACGGCAUCCAGGCGCUGCACCCGGGAUACGGGUUCCUGUCGGAGAACGCGGCGUUUGCGCGGGCGUGCGAGGAGGCCGGGAUCGUGUUUGUGGGCCCGCCUGCGACGGCGAUGGCGGAUAUGGGCGAUAAGGCGAGGAGUAAGGAGAUCAUGACGGCUGCGGGCGUGCCGUGCGUGCCGGGGUACCAUGGGCCUGAGCAGACGCCGGCGCAGUUGCGGGCGAGGGCGCAAGAGAUCAAGUACCCCGUGUUGUUGAAGAGUGUGAAGGGAGGGGGUGGUAAGGGUAUGCGGAUUGUGAAGACAGACGAGGAGUUUGAGGCACAGCUGCGGAGUGCUCGGGCCGAAGCGCGGGCGAGCUUUGGAGAUGGUGGAGAGGUGAUGCUGGUGGAAAAGUACGUGGUGCGGCCGAGGCAUGUUGAAGUUCAGGUGUUUGCGGACAAGUACGGGAACUGUGUCGCUCUUGGCGAGCGAGACUGUUCCGUGCAACGCCGGCAUCAGAAGAUUCUCGAGGAGAGCCCGGCGCCGCUCCUGGACGAUGCCACACGGCACGAUCUCUGGGAUAAGGCGCGGACAGCGGCGCUGGCCGUCGGUUAUGUCGGAGCGGGCACAGUCGAGUUCAUCCUCGACAAGGACACGGGCGAGUUCUACUUCAUGGAGAUGAACACACGCUUGCAGGUCGAGCACCCGGUCAGCGAGAUGGUCACUGGCACGGACUUGGUGGAAUGGCAGUUCCGCGUGGCCGCUGGUGAACAUCUCCCCCUGACGCAGGACCAAAUCGAGGCCCGCAUCCUUGAGCGCGGUGCGGCCAUCGAGGCCCGUAUCUACGCCGAGAACCCGGACAAGGGCUUCUUCCCCGACUCGGGCAAGCUCAUCCACCUGGUUACACCACCCACCAGCGCUGACGUGCGCAUUGAUGCCGGCUUCGUCCAGGGCGACACCGUGUCGGAGGCGUAUGAUGGCAUGAUCGCUAAGCUGAUCGUUCGGGGCCGCGAUCGUGAGACAGCGAUCCGCCGCAUGGAGCUCGCCUUGCGCGAAUAUGAGGUUGUCGGUCUGAGCACCAACAUCGAGUUCCUCAAGCGCUUGUGCCGCAGCCCGGCCUUUGUCGCGGGCGAUGUUGAGACCGGCUUCAUCGACCAGUGGCGCGACGAGCUAUUCAAGCCCAAGCCCGUUGCAGAUGAGGUCUUUGCCCAGGCUGCACUUGGUCUACUCAUCCAAUCCAAUACCCACAGCAACGUCGCACCGGGGCCACACGGGGGCACACUCGGGUUCGGCGAGCAGGGGUUGCAGACACGACGCCAGUUUACUCUACAAGUCCGCAACGACGCCCCUGCGGAGGAGGGCAGUGAGCCAGAGGUGGCUAAGGUGGACGUCGCCCAACAAGGAGACGGGCGCUACAGCGUGUCGGUUGCGCGGAAUGGCAGUCAAACGCCAGUGGUGUUUGAGAAUGUCAUCUCCCGGCCGUCAUCUUCUCCCUCCUCAUCCUCCACCGCGCUCAUAUCCAAGUCAGCACCAACAACAACAACAACAAAAAUAACAUCUCACCUCCCCCUUGCCCGAGUCGAGUCAAUAGUGGUUCAAGACCCGGCCAACCCGGAGAAGUUGACUAUCUUCCAACUGGGCGAGAAGACGGAGCUGGAGCUGGUCAACCCGGCGUGGUUUGAGAAGGCGCUGGGACUGAAGGAGGUCGUGGGCAGCGUGGUGGCGCCGAUGCCGUGUAAGAUUUUGCGCAAUGAGGUUGGUGAGGGCGAGGCGGUGGAAAAGGGAGCGCCUUUGGUUGUCAUCGAGUCCAUGAAGAUGGAGACGGUCAUCCGCUCACCGCAAAAGGGCGUUGUUAAGAAGUUGGCGCAUAAGGAAGGGGAUAUCUGCAAGGCUGGAACGGUACUGGUGGUAUUUGAAGAUGCCGAGGGCGAGACAGCGGAAUGA